AAGACAUUGUCACGAUCUGGGUUUUGUUUCUUGUUGUUGCCUUGUUUUAUUUUGGUUCCUGGUUCCAUUUUCGGUUUUAUUUUGGUAGCACUCCCGGUUUCUGUUUCUGUUCCCGCUUUACUUCCUGUUUACCCGUUGUCACAGCUGUUUCCCUGUCAGUACCGGUUUUCAUUACACACACCUGUUUAGUAUCAGUCAUCCAGUCACGUUGUAUUUAACCACCACCUGUGUCCUCAGUUCCCCGCCAGAUCGUUGUUUGUGUGUGACCGUUGUUCCCAGCUCGUUGAUCCUGUCCGGCCGUGUUUGUGUGUGACCGUUGUUCCCAGCUCGUUGAUCCUGUCCGGCCGUGUUUUGUGUGUUCCUACCGUAGUUUCGUUCGCUGACCUAGUCCCGCUGUAUACCGUGUAUCCUGUGUUGUUCGUUCACUCUGAGCCUGUCUCAUCCCUGCCUGCCACGUCGUUCUGGAUUAUCUACCGUUGUGACCUGAGUUUUUUUGGAAUUAAAUAACCCUUCAUCGCAUCUCCUUGCCUCACGUCUCGUCGCUGUGCAUGUGGGUCCUCAUCUGUGCGAUUCGUGACAGAACGAUCUGGCCAAACUUGGACCCAGCCAGCGCCAACCAGGUCUGUACGAGUUUUUUGUCCCUUGUUUUUUCCCCGGUUUUUCCCUCUGUUCGUCGGCUCCGCGUCUAACCCCGUACCGGAGCGAUGGAGUUUAUUCCACCGGGCUUACCGGCGGACUUCCGCGGGGAUCUCGAGAUGUUGGCCAGGGAAUACGCGGAAGCGCCCAGCCUUACGGCCCAGCUCCGGACAGUCAAUCUAGCCAUCGAGAUCCUGGAGGAUGAAUACUGGUGGCGUGAGUACCCCGGAGUGCAGGCGUUUUUCGAUAGACUCCGGCUAAUGCGGAGAAACCUGACACGCGCACGGCGCGCACCAGCUGGCCGCGGCUCCGCCUCCGCUCUGGUCGCCGCUUCGGCGGUUCGCGUCUCCAGCUCAGCCUCCAACCCAGUCCUGCUCUGUUCAGUCCCAGUCCAGUCGUGCUCUGUUCAGUCUCCAGUCCAGUCGUGCUCUGUUCAGUCUCCAGUCCAGCCGAGCCCAGUUCAGUCUCCAGUCCAGCCGAGCCCAGUUCAGUCUCCAGUCCAGCCGAGCCCAGUUCAGUCUCCAGUCCAGCCGAGCCCAGUUCAGUCUCCAGUCCAGCCGAGCCCAGUUCAGUCUCCAGUCCAGCCGAGCCCAGUUCAGUCUCCAGUCCAGCCGAGCCCAGUUCAGUCUCCAGUCCAGCCGAGCCCAGUUCAGUCUCCAGUCCAGCCGCGAGCCGUUCAGUCUCCAGUCCAGCCGCGAGCCGUUCAGUCUCCAGUCCCGCCGCGAGCCGUUCAGUCUCCAGUCCAGCCGCGAGCCGUUCAGUCUCCAGUCCCGCCGCGAGCCGUUCAGUCUCCAGUCCAGCCGCGAGCUGUUCAGUCUCCAGCCCAGCCGCGAGCUGUUCAGUCUCCAGCCCAGCCGCGAGCUGUUCAGUCUCCAGCCCAGCCGCGAGCUGUUCAGUCUCCAGCCCAGCCGCGAGCUGUUCAGUCUCCAGCCCAGCCGCGAGCUGUUCAGUCUCCAGCCCAGCCGCGAGCUGUUCAGUCUCCAGCCCAGCCGCGAGCUGUUCAAUCUCCAGCCCAGCCGCGAGCUGUUCAAUCUCCAGCCCAGCCGCGAGCUGUUCAAUCUCCAGUCCAGCCGCGAGCUGCCCAGUCUCCAGUCCAGCCGCGAGCUGCCCAGUCUCCAGUCCAGCCGCGAGCUGCCCAGUCGAGUUCUGCCCAGGUUCCAGUCCAGUCGAGUCACGUUCCUGUCCAGGUUCCAGUACAGUCGAGUCACGUUCCUGCCCAGGUUCCAGUUCAGCCGAGUCACGUUCCUGUCCCGGUUCCAGUUCAGUCGAGUCACGUUCCUGUCCAGGUUCCAGUUCAGUCCAGUCACGUUCCUGUCCCAGUUCAGUCCAGUCACGCGCAGGUCGUGUCCCGACCAGAGGGCACCACCUGUCGACCGGGUGCUAGGCACACCCGAUCAGGCCCGACGUCUCCUCCGUCGAGCUCGGCAGCUGUAAGCAGUCGUGCCGGCUCCGGAGGGGACGCCGUCCCAGUUCCUGUCGGCCAUGUCGAGGUCGUUCCAGUUCCUGUCGGCCAUGUCGAGGUCGUUCCAGUUCCUGUCGGCCAUGUCGAGGUCGUUCCAGUUCCUGUCGGCCAUGUCGAGGUCGUUCCAGUUCCUGUCCCUGUCGGCCAUGUCGAGGUCGUUCCAGUUCCUGUCCCUGCCGACCAAAUUGAGGUCGUUCCAGUUCCUGUCCCUGUCGACCAAAUUGAGGUCGUUCCAGUUCCUGUUCCUGUCGGCCAUGUUGAGGUCGUUCCUGUCCCUGUCGACCAAAUUAAGGUCGUUCCAGUUCCUGUCCCUGUCGACCAAGUUGAGGUCGUUCCAGUUCCUGUCCCUGUCGACCAAGUUGAGGGCGUUCCCGUAGGCCAAGUAGAGGGCGUUCCCGUAGGCCAAGUAGAGGGCGUUCCCGUAGGCCAAGUAGAGGUCACCCCUGUCUCUGACCCCGUUCCUGUCGACCCUGUAGCGGUCGUUCCAGUCCCCGUCACCCUUGGAGCCGCAGCGCCCGCCGGCCUCCAGGAGGAGGCAGCCCCUGCGGCAGUUCCUGCGCACCUCCAGGAGGAGGUCGCGCCAGUCGCAGUUCCUGCGCACCUCCAGGAGGAGGUCGCGCCAGUCGCAGUUCCUGCGCACCUCCAGGAGGAGAUCGCGCCAGUCGCAGUUCCUGCGCACCUCCAGGAGGAGAUCGCGCCAGUCGCAGUUCCUGCGCACCUCCAGGAGGAGGUCGCGCCAGUCGCAGUUCCUGCGCACCUCCAGGAGGAGGUCGCGCCAGUCGCAGUUCCUGCGCACCUCCAGGAGGAGGUCGCGCCAGUCGCAGUUCCUGCGCACCUCCAGGAGGGGGUCGCGCCAGUCGCAGUUCCUGCGCACCUCCAGGAGGGGGUCGCGCCCGUCGCGGCUCCGGCCGCACCUGCAUCGGUUCCUGGCGGCUCGGCUCCGGCCGCACCUGCAUCGGUUCCUGGCGGCUCGGCUCCGGCCGCACCUGCAUCGGUUCCUGGCGGCUCGGCUCCGGCCGCACCUGCAUCGGUUCCUGGCGGCUCGGCUCCGGCCGCACCUGCAUCGGUUCCUGGCGGCUCGGCUCCGGCCGCACCUGCAUCGGUUCCUGGCGGCCCGGCUCCGGCCGCAUCUGUACCUGCGUCUCGUCGCAGAGGUCCAAGGAGGACGUCUCCACGUCUGUCUUCGUCUCUGGUUCCUGUCUCGUCUCGGUCUCGGCUGCCGGACUGGUGGCCUCGCCCUCGGCGCUUCCGGCCGUUUGGAUGGCGCUGCCUCCUGCGGCGACGUCCGCCUCGACCCCUCGGUCUCCAGGAUCAGCGUCCGCCUGGAGGACAUCGCCGGUCGGGGGGGUCCCCGUGGACGCUGGCCCAGCCCAAGGGCACUGGGGGUGCCCCCCUGCCUCAGUGGCGGUUGAGCAGGAUCUCGCCGCGUCCCCACCCUCCGUGAGGGACUCCCUGGACUCUGUGUUUUACCUGGUCGUGGACUUUGUUUUUGUCUUGUGAACUUUCAUGUUGGUUUUUCUUGAUUAUGGGACUCGUUCUGGUUUUGUUUUUCGGGUGGGUCCUCUGGUCUGUCGUGUACGGGCGUGCGUUUUUGCUUUGAUGGGGGUUCCCGUUUUUGCCCUCCGCCGGUCCUCCCUCCGCCCGCCCUGCUCGGUUUUUUUCUUUGGUCGUCUGGAAUCCGCCCUUGGGAGGGGGGUACUGUCACGAUCUGGGUUUUGUUUCUUGUUGUUGCCUUGUUUUAUUUUGGUUCCUGGUUCCAUUUUCGGUUUUAUUUUGGUAGCACUCCCGGUUUCUGUUUCUGUUCCCGCUUUACUUCCUGUUUACCCGUUGUCACAGCUGUUUCCCUGUCAGUACCGGUUUUCAUUACACACACCUGUUUAGUAUCAGUCAUCCAGUCACGUUGUAUUUAACCACCACCUGUGUCCUCAGUUCCCCGCCAGAUCGUUGUUUGUGUGUGACCGUUGUUCCCAGCUCGUUGAUCCUGUCCGGCCGUGUUUGUGUGUGACCGUUGUUCCCAGCUCGUUGAUCCUGUCCGGCCGUGUUUUGUGUGUUCCUACCGUAGUUUCGUUCGCUGACCUAGUCCCGCUGUAUACCGUGUAUCCUGUGUUGUUCGUUCACUCUGAGCCUGUCUCAUCCCUGCCUGCCACGUCGUUCUGGAUUAUCUACCGUUGUGACCUGAGUUUUUUUGGAAUUAAAUAACCCUUCAUCGCA
This is a messenger RNA of Betta splendens (Siamese fighting fish), 4309 nucleotides long. Its product is annotated as calphotin-like. Lineage: Eukaryota; Metazoa; Chordata; Actinopteri; Anabantiformes; Osphronemidae. The record is from RefSeq and is a predicted model, not a curated record. Bases 705 to 3542 code for a protein of 945 amino acids. The transcript has 2 exons.